CACGCCGCUUCCGUCGCGGCACUCAUUACCUUUGCUGUGCGCCGGAAGGAAGCUCUACGAGCGCUUUUGGAAUUAUGGCGGCGGUGGAUAUCCGAGAUAACCUGCUGGGAAUUUCUUGGGUUGACAGCUCUUGGAUCCCCAUUUUGAACAGUGGUAGUGUUCUAGAUUACUUUUCAGAAAGAAGCAAUCCUUUUUAUGACAGGACCUGUAAUAAUGAAGUGGUCAAGAUGCAGAGGCUAACAUUGGAGCACUUGAAUCAGAUGGUUGGAGUUGAAUACAUCCUUUUACACGCUCAAGAGCCCAUUCUUUUCAUCAUUCGGAAGCAACAGCGGCAGUCCCCUGCCCAAGUCAUCCCACUGGCUGACUACUAUAUCAUCGCUGGAGUCAUCUACCAGGCACCAGACUUGGGAUCAGUCAUAAACUCCAGAGUGCUCACUGCAGUACAUGGUAUUCAGUCAGCUUUUGAUGAAGCUAUGUCAUACUGUCGCUAUCAUCCUUCCAAAGGGUAUUGGUGGCACUUCAAAGAUCAUGAAGAGCAAGAUAAAGUCAAACCUAAAGCCAAAAGGAAAGAAGAACCAAGCUCUAUUUUUCAGAGACAGCGUGUGGAUGCUUUACUUGUUGACCUCAGACAAAAAUUCCCACCCAGAUUUGUUCAGCAAAAGUCUGGAGAAAAGCCUGUCCCAGUGGAUCAGACAAAGAAAGAGGCAGAGCCUCUACCAGAAACUCUGAAAUCUGAGGAGAAGGAGAGCACGAAGAAUGCUCAGCAGACUGUGAGCACUAAGGGUCCCCCUGAGAAACGAAUGCGACUUCAGUGAAUAGUGGACACGAAAGAAGCUGGCAAGCGCCUUGUCAGUCACUAUACCUCAGCACCGUGGGAGGUCUCGAGUCUUAAAACACUAUCGCAGCCUCUCAUUUGUGUGGAGCACUUGUUCUUUCCAAAAGGACGCUCUCCCUCCCAGGAUUUCUAUGUGAAUAUUUCUUACGUAUCUUUUGUAACCUUUCCUCUGCUGGACAUGGGCAAUGCACCUAGCUCACAGAUACACCAAUAUAUAUCCUUAAAAACAAUAAAGUUAUUUGUAUAUAUUCCUCA
Arvicola amphibius (Eurasian water vole) is the source of this 1090-nucleotide messenger RNA. RefSeq names its product mediator complex subunit 6 (gene Med6). Gene Ontology annotation, molecular function: transcription coactivator activity. NCBI's taxonomy places the organism in Eukaryota, Metazoa, Chordata, Mammalia, Rodentia, Cricetidae. Gene Ontology annotation, cellular component: core mediator complex; mediator complex. The coding region runs from base 75 to 815 and encodes 246 amino acids. The transcript is spliced from 8 exons. The record is from RefSeq and is a predicted model, not a curated record. Gene Ontology annotation, biological process: regulation of transcription by RNA polymerase II.